AUGUCUCAACAUGGCCGGCGAGGCUCAUUGCCUGUGCUCACUCCUACUCGGGGCUUCGACGUGGACCCGUUCGCGCUGUCCCAUUAUUACCAGUACUGGCACCCCAUUUUCCCUAUUUUGCCCAAUUGUCCGAACUCUUUGCAUCAACUACUCGCAUUGGCGCCUGCUAUUGCGCCUUGGCUCAUUGCUGCUAUCAAUGGACAGUUGUGCGCUAUGCCUAUCGAUCCCCAGCAGUGUGUCAAUGACACCCAGAGGGCAAUCCAGUUGAUGGCUCUUAUGCUUAUCUAUUUGCGCACUCUCGACUACACGUGGCUAGGAGCGGUCGUCGCCAACGCAAUAGCAAUCAAGCAGAACGGCGGCGGCCACGGUGCUCGUCUAUAUUAUAUUGCUCUUGUGUUCGACCGUCUGCACUCGCUCACCCACCACUACCCUCAGCUUAUCCGUGACGACGGCGCCAGCACCAGCCCGAAAACGGUAACGGAACCUAUGCAGCGAGAGCUCAAACUGCUCGAGCUCGCCAAUAAGGAGUGCUAUACGCCGCCGCCCGAGCCCUACGAGCCGGCUAUGGCAGCCUUUUGGUGGCUCGGAAACCUCGACGGCUCGCCGUCCGCCAAAACAGAGCUCUCUCGCUUGUUGCCAGCUCUACUGGAGACCCCAGUGGCUGGCUUUGUACGCAAAGCUCUUUCAUAG
Molecule: messenger RNA, 690 nt
Organism: Wickerhamiella sorbophila
Lineage: Eukaryota; Fungi; Ascomycota; Dipodascomycetes; Dipodascales; Trichomonascaceae
Exons: 1
Coding region: 1-690 (229 amino acids)
Source: RefSeq, a predicted model, not a curated record